Molecule: messenger RNA, 1276 nt
Organism: Salvia splendens (bonfire salvia)
Lineage: Eukaryota; Viridiplantae; Streptophyta; Magnoliopsida; Lamiales; Lamiaceae
Product: B3 domain-containing protein At2g36080-like
Exons: 3
Coding region: 91-804 (237 amino acids)
Molecular function (GO): DNA binding; DNA-binding transcription factor activity
Source: RefSeq, a predicted model, not a curated record
AUAUGCAACUCAAUCUCCUAUCUGUACACAUUUUGAUUUCAAACCAUCAAACACAUUCACAUUUUGAGAAUCAAAUUAAAUUGCAAAAAAAUGUCAAUAAAUCACUUCUCCACACAAGCCCACUGGUGGCCACACUCGCACUACACAACCACAAUGGACGAUUCAGUUUCAGUUUCAAUGUCAACCACACACAACGACGACGAGGAGGAGCAGGAGCAGGAGCAGGAGCGGCUGUUCGAGAAGCCGCUGACGCCGAGUGACGUGGGGAAGCUGAACCGGCUGGUGAUACCGAAGCAGCACGCGGAGAAGCAUUUCCCCCUGGGCGACGGGGAGAGCGGGCUGCUGCUGGGGUUCGAGGACGAGUCGGGGAAACCGUGGCGCUUCCGCUACUCGUACUGGAACAGCAGCCAGAGCUACGUGCUCACCAAGGGGUGGAGCCGCUUUGUCAAGGAGAAGCGCCUCCGCGCCGGGGACGUCGUCGUCUUCGCGCGCCACUGCUUUGACUCUGGCCGCCUCUUCAUCGGCACUUCUCAGCCCGCCAGGUGGAGCGGUAUGGUGGCUUAUCCGCCUCAAAUCCAGCAACAGCCGCGCCUCCAUUUCCCAUCUCAUGCAGAAUUUUUUGGAGUGAACAUGAACGCAGGGAGUGGGAAUUCCAAGACGCUGAGGUUGUUUGGAGUGAACUUGGAGUGCCAAACUGACGAAUCAGAGUCGCCGAUGUCCACCCAACCCCACUCCUUCCAUCAACAAUAUCACAUGCAACAGGAUAUCAGUUUCUCAGGAGGAAAUGUAUAUCGGCAAGGAUAACAUAUCUCUCUAUUUGAUCUAUUUGUAUUUGGAAAAGAAAAAAAAAAGAACCAAUAAGAAUGAAAGAAGAAGAGAGCAUCCCAUAUUUAAGGGGUAAGCCCAGGAGGGAAAAGCCCAAAUAGAGUGAGUAGGGGGCCCCACACACAGAGAGGAUUAUAUAUUUAUAUGAAGGAGGAAAGAGUAUUGGAUGGUUGCAAUCAAGAUUUUACAAGAUCAUGUGGGAAUUGGGCUACUAUAGUGAUGUGGGUAGUAGCAAUUAACUUCAACUUCAACAUGGGGACUUCUGCUUCCAGUCCCAAUUAACAGAGUAAUUAAACUCCACUGCCCUCUGCCAUAACUUCAAACUUUUUUUUUUGGAAAUUUAUGUAUUUUUCUCAGCAUAUGUAUUUAUGUAAUUAUUUACAUGAAACAAAAUAGAAUUUGGUACAACUAGAAUAUCUUGCCGGGUAAUAUAAAACCUUUUGACUUGCUA